Molecule: messenger RNA, 1515 nt
Organism: Erigeron canadensis
Lineage: Eukaryota; Viridiplantae; Streptophyta; Magnoliopsida; Asterales; Asteraceae
Product: protein LPA3
Exons: 12
Coding region: 104-1270 (388 amino acids)
Source: RefSeq, a predicted model, not a curated record
UUUUUAUUUCUCUCCUAGAAUCAUCACACCUGGGACUGUUAUCACUACUCCCUCCAUAUCCACCUCAAAUUCCCCUCUGCUUUCUUCCUCUCCUUAAAAAAAAAUGUCAAUCUCUAUUUCUUCUUCCUCUUCUUCUUCAAUUUCUCUUCAUUCUCACACUCUGAAAAACCAUUUCAUUACUUACAUUCACAAUAUCUCUAUUUUCCCACUUCACACCCACUUCAAUUCUUCACCAUUUUCCCAAAAAUUCUCCAUAAAAUGCACAACAAAUAACAACAACAAUGAAGCUGUUUCUUCUUCUUCUACUCAAAAAAAUUCAAGAAAACUUGGAGUCUCAGUUUACAAACCAAAAUCAUAUGAAGUUCUUGUCACUGAUGCUGCUAAUUCUUUGGCAUGUGCUCUUGAUGAUGGUAAAACUCGGCUCGAAAUCGAUUUUCCGCCUUUGCCUACCAGUAUUUCUUCAUAUAAGGGAUCUUCAGAUGAGUUUAGUGAUGCCAAUGUUCAACUUGCGUUGGCUGUUGUUAGGAAGCUUCAAGAGAAAAGGGAUACACGAGCUUGCAUUGUGUUCCCUGACAAGCCCGAACAGCGUAGAGCUUCAGAAAUAUUCAAAUCAGCUAUCGACUUGAUUGAUGGGAUCACUAUUGGUUCUUUGGAUGAUAUUCCCACUGGUCCUGUUGCUUCCUUCUUUAGGUCUGUAAGGAACACACUUGAUUUUGAUUUUGAUGAUGAAAAUGAAGGGAGGUGGGAGUCUGACACACCACCAACUCUUUUUGUAUUCAUCAGUUGCAGCACCCGUGAACUUGCUACCAUCGAGAUAUAUUUGGAAACAUUUGGUGCAUCAACACCUGCCCUUUUAUUUAAUCUGGAGCUUGAGACAUUGCGAGCUGAUCUUGGACUUUUUGGUUUUCCGCCCAAAGAUUUACAUUACCGAUUUCUUUCUCAAUUUGUUCCGGUUUUUUAUAUUCGAAUAAGAGAUUAUUCUAAGACAGUGGCAGUAGCACCAUAUAUCUUGAAUUACACAGGGGCACUAUUUCGUCAAUAUCCCGGGCCUUGGCAGGUGAUGCUUAAGCAAUCGGACAAUUCGUUUGCUUGUGUUGCAGAAAGUGAAACCCGCUUCACUCUUAACGAGACCAAGGAAGAACUAUUGCGGGUCCUUGGACUGAAGGAGGAACAAGGAAGCCAACUUGAAUUCCUUCGCAGAGGAUACAAGACUGCAACAUGGUGGGAGGAAGAUGUUGAAUUAGAGCUAUAUUCAGCAUGGCGUAACUGAAUUGAGCCCAAUAAAAACACAAGGAAAAUGAAAGAGAUCGUUUCAAGAGGCAUGGUGGUGAACUGGCCUAGUCAUGAUAAUUUCUUAGCAUUUUCACAUGUAUAUCAGUACACAAUUUUUCCUUUUAUUAUUUUCUAUAGUUUUUUCAUCUUUCAUUUCUGUCAAAACACCUCCUAUAGGUCAUAGUGAGAACAUAUGUAUAUGAAUAAUCUAUAUUAUGCCAAGAUAGUAAAAGUUCUAUCAAA